Molecule: messenger RNA, 597 nt
Organism: Dipodomys ordii (Ord's kangaroo rat)
Lineage: Eukaryota; Metazoa; Chordata; Mammalia; Rodentia; Heteromyidae
Gene: Msrb2
Product: methionine sulfoxide reductase B2
Exons: 5
Coding region: 14-544 (176 amino acids)
Biological process (GO): protein repair; response to oxidative stress
Cellular component (GO): cytoplasm
Molecular function (GO): peptide-methionine (R)-S-oxide reductase activity
Source: RefSeq, a predicted model, not a curated record
GCCUAGGAUCGGCAUGGAGGUCUUCCUCCGAGCUCUCCGCGUCCUUCCUUUCCGAGAGGUCCCUGGGCGCAGGGUUCGGGGCCUGUCGGGGACGCGCCGCGGGGACGCAGGGUCUCUUACGAAGUGUGAGUCCCCGUCUCUCACCAAGGCUGAGUGGCAGAAGAAACUGACCCCUGAGCAGUUCUACGUCACCAGAGAAAAAGGAACUGAGCCUCCUUUCAGUGGGACCUACCUGAACAACAAGGACCCGGGAAUGUACCAUUGUGUGUGCUGCGAUGCUCCACUCUUCAGCUCUGAGAAGAAGUUCUGCUCCGGGACUGGCUGGCCUUCGUUUUCAGAGGCUCACGGUACUUCCGGCCUCGAUGAAAGCCACACGGCGAUACUGAGACGUCUGGACACCUCCCUGGGAUCUGCACGCACGGAGGUGGUCUGCAAGCAGUGUGAUGCUCAUCUUGGCCAUGUGUUCCCCGAUGGACCUGCGCCCAGCGGCCAGAGGUUUUGCAUCAACAGUGUGGCGCUGAAAUUCAAAGCAGGCAAACACUGACCCUCUCCAAGAGGCACUCCUUUGCCCCUCCCUCCCUCCCUCCCUCCCUCCCU